UCAAAUAGAGAGAGAGACAGAAGAGUUGUUAACAUGUAUGGGUGCAGGAAAGUAGCAUCUGAGGAAUUCGAUCUUCCUCUUAUCGAUCUCCAAAAGCUCUCAAGCUCUAACGAGGCGGAGAGACAAGCAUGUAUCAAUGCCAUAACAACCGCUUCUUCAGAGUGGGGGUUUUUCCAGGUGGUGAAGCAUGGCAUAAGUGGAGAAUUAGUAGGGAGGAUGAGGAGAGAGCAGGGGAAGUUUUUCGAGAUGGCUUGUGAGAGGAAGUCAAAUUGCAAGACCGUCAAUGAUUGUUACACGUGGCAUGGUUCCCCAAAUGGAUCUGGCUCUGAGAACAAGUCAUGGUCCCAAUCCCUUCAUCUUCCUCUCUCUACAAUUUCCUGUGGAGGGGACCAUGCAAUUGAUCAACACUUCACUUCUCUUAGGUUGGUAACGGAAGAAUUUGGGGCAGUCAUGGGGAAACUGGCUCUCUCAUUGGCCAGAAUUCUCGCCGAGAAAUUGGGCCAAUCGCUGGAAUUCUUCUCGGAAAAUAGCAAUGAGAGGACAUCUUUUGUGAGGCUGAAUCAUUACCCUCUAUGUCCUCUUUGGCCUGAAGUUUUGGGUUUGGUUCCUCACACUGAUGGUGAUUUCCUCACCAUAUUAUGCCAAGAUCAAGUUGGUGGAUUACAACUCAUGAAAGACUGCAAAUGGAUCUCUAUUAUGCCCAAUCCGGAAGCUUUUAUCGUCAAUAUAGGCGAUCUCUUUCAGGCAUGGAGCAAUGGUGUGUACAAAAGUGUGGAGCAUAGAGUGAUGUCUAAUCCAACGGCAGAGAGGCAUUCUACGGCCUUUUUCUUUUGCCCUUCCUAUGAUACUCCCAUUGUAACUCCCAUGCAACCUCCUCUCUACAAGGAAUUCACAUUAAGACAAUACAUGAAACAAGUGGAGGAAGACCUUAAACAAACGGGCCGUAAAACUGGUCUCUCAAGAUUUCACGUGGAGAAUGUAGCCCCCAAUUCAUGUAACAACGAUUGCUUCUCAUGAUUAUUAGGAAAAUAAAAUAAAGCACCUAGCAUGCACAUGUGGAAGUAUAGUAUAUGGUUUGGACAAAAGA
Messenger RNA from Amborella trichopoda, 1087 nucleotides. Its product is annotated as gibberellin 2-beta-dioxygenase 8-like. Lineage: Eukaryota; Viridiplantae; Streptophyta; Magnoliopsida; Amborellales; Amborellaceae. The record is from RefSeq and is a predicted model, not a curated record.